Molecule: messenger RNA, 531 nt
Organism: Lycium barbarum (goji berry)
Lineage: Eukaryota; Viridiplantae; Streptophyta; Magnoliopsida; Solanales; Solanaceae
Exons: 1
Coding region: 1-531 (176 amino acids)
Source: RefSeq, a predicted model, not a curated record
AUGGAGCACCAUGAUCCCGUUGUACAAGAACAAAGGGGCUAUCCAAAGUUGCAACAAUUAUGUAUCAAGCUAUUGAGCCAUGCGAUGAAAGUUUGGGAGAGAGUGGUAGAAGUGAGGAUGAGGAUGAUAGUGUCUAUUUCGGAGAACCAGUUUGGAUCCAUGCUGGGGCGUUCGACUACAGAAGCCAUUCACCUUGUGAGGAGGUUGGUGGAGCAGUAUAGGGAGAAGAAGAGAGACUUGCACAUGGUGUUUGUUGACCUAGAAAAGGCUUACGACGAAGUCCCAAGGGAGGUGUUAUGGAGAUGUCUGGAAGCUAGAGGUGUUCUUGUAUCAUGCAUUAGAGCGACUAAGCACAUGUAUGAUGGAGCCAAGACCCGAGAGAGGACAGUUGGAGGUGACUCAGAACACUUCCCAGUCACGAUGGGUCUGCAAAAGGGGUCCGCUCUUAGCCUCUUUUUGUUUGCAUUGAAGAUGGACACUAACGCGCCAUAUUCAAGGAGAGGUGCCGUGGUGCAUGUUGUUUGCAGAUGA